Molecule: messenger RNA, 2802 nt
Organism: Schizophyllum commune H4-8
Lineage: Eukaryota; Fungi; Basidiomycota; Agaricomycetes; Agaricales; Schizophyllaceae
Exons: 10
Coding region: 1-2802 (933 amino acids)
Source: RefSeq, a predicted model, not a curated record
AUGGUCGCCGAGCGCGAUGGGCCCGUCACGGAGAAGGGCAAGUUGGCGGUGGAGAAGGGCAAGCUGGCGGCGGAGAGAGACACGGUCGUGGCGCAGCUGAGCGCGACGCAGGCGAAUGUGGGCCGCGUCAUGACGGAGCUAAAGGCGGCGAAAAAGGCACAGAGGGGCGGGGCGUCAGCCGAGGCGACGGUUCGGCUGCAGAGGAGCGUCACGGCGUUGAAGGCGCAGAUUCGGCAGGCUAAGGGUCUGAUAUCCAACGCCACCAGUGCGGUCGUUCUCGCCGAGCAGCGCAGCCGUGAGUCCGAGGACCAUGCUGGACGAGCGAGGGCGCAAGUGGGCGAGGCGGAGAAGGCGUUCGCAGUGAUCAAAUCCAGGUUCACCGAGCUUGAAUCAGAUGUGGAUAUAAGCACCACAUCGCAGAUGUCCGUCGAUGCAUUGUGGGACGUCGAUGGCGAUAUAUAUGCAGGCGCGCACGACCAGGCCACUGGCGCUGUCGACCAGGACCUCGGCGCAUUUGAGCAGGACCCCGACACCACGCUCUCCGAUGUCAACAUGUCGCAAGCUUCGCCGAUGAGCCCGCUGACUCCCAUUCCGCCCACCACCACUACUGAGAAGCGCGGGUGCUCUACGAAGCGUGCACGGUCGCCCAGUAGUAGCGAACCGGACUCGUCGCCUCUCGCCAAGCGUCUGCGCCGGCCGGUGGCUGCGCGUCAGCCUCCCGUGAAUGUCUCGCGUCCUGCCCCUCCGCCUUCAACUCGGUUGCCGUCUCCUCCUUUGGAAUAUGAUCGCGUCAAGCUUGCCUUCUCCCGUACGCGCGGCAUCUUGCAAUCUGAGCUCGCUGACCCUGCGUCGGAGGUCACUGAUUACAUCGUGUCGACCGUCCGCGUCCACGGUGUCUCGCUUCAGGUGCAGACGACGCACGGCAACUACCUCGUGACGCUCAGCAUCAGGACGGAGGAGUCGACUUUGCUGGUGUCAAGCGCAGCGUGGACGACCUCAUCCUCAAGGCAGCACAUCAGCAACAGGGAGGCAGUCAUGUCGAGAACAUCCGAGCGCUGCGCACAACUCGGAUGCCUCAGCGCUCGCCAUCUGCUUCCCAACUCGCUCGACGCUAGCACCAUCGCUUCUAUCAACAUGCCCAUCCCUUCGCUCGAUGCACUCGCUGCUGCUAGACGUGCUGGACUCGACAAUACAUCGCAGCAGGAAGCGAAGAUUGCGGAGCUGCAAGAGGCGUUGCGACAAGCCCAGCUGAUCAUCAAUGGCCAGGCGCGCCAGAUCUCGACCCUGCAAGAGGAGAAGACGCAACUCACCUUUCGCGUCGAAGGUAUGCAUGAACAACUUCGCGUCGCCAAGGACGAGAAGGUCUCCACCAACCAGAAGAUCGGCAACGUUGACGCCGCAAUCAUGCGGGCCGACGCCGACAUCAGGCUUUUCGCCCAGGUCUACACAAUAUUCCACGAGUUCUUCCCCAGCGAGAAGCUCCUGAAGCGCGCGCGCCCCAGCAGCAUCGACCCAGCAUCCGAGGCACGCUUCCACAACCACGAGCAAGACCAGACAACGUACAACCUUGGCAGUGUCGUGCUUUUCCAUGACCUACUCCCAGAGACGCUGCGCGGGCUAUAUGAGGCGCACACCGAGCACUUCGUGCAUGCAUUCCACCUCUACGCGAAGGAGAUCCGCACCACGAUCACGAACAACCUCAAGUCGACGCGGCAACACAUCUUCAGGGACGUUCCCGGGCUCUCGAUCGACGUUUUCAGUGACCCGAGGAACCCCGAGCCCGUGCGCCAGUGCGAGACCCUCAGGAAGCUGCUCGUAGGUGUGCUCUCCGACUACCCGGCGAUUCUCUACCUUUCCGGUGACUCGACCAAGACGGCUGAGCUGUUCCUCAAUGACGUGUUGGUCAAGAUCGCGACCAUCGUCUUGCACGGCAAGACUGCACUGCAAGUCCCGCGCGACAAAUGGGCUGGACGCUACUACCAGGAAUGGAAGCAGUCUUCGCCAACCCCUUCGUUCAUCGCGAUGUGCGCGGUUAUGGCUACCUAUCUCAUCAGCGGCGACCCCGCCUUUGCAUCGCCCGGCGCCGAAACCGGCAUCGAUUAUAGGACGCGUCUGCGCUCGUAUAACGCGCUCCUCACGUUAGGCUGGGAUACUGCUCCCAUUAGGCGUGUGCGCGCCGCCUUCGACUACGUGUUCUUCAAUGGUCGCACUUUCACCUCGAACAGCGAAGGAGGGGUCCUCAGGAUGACCGGUAUUGACGGGAGCGCGCAGCGCGCAGCUGUCCUUCAUCAAAUGCGUGCUGAGACGGUGCCCGAACAGUCCGCUUCGAUGGCAAGUGCCACCGCUGCCUUCAGCUCAAUCUCACUCGGACCUAUCGUGUCGUCGAUCUCAGCCCCCCAUCAGCCCACAACGCUCUUGUCUGCCGUCGUCGAUAGUCCAUCAAUUCCCGACCAACCGAUCGCUGAGACGAGUCCAGCCAUUCUUCCCGAGGUUUUCGACAAUGGUUCUGUGGUGGCCUCGGGUGCUCCUGAGGCUGGCGACGUUCACGGUGUAGAUCAUGAUCAGAUGUUGGAGGUGGCUUCUACACGUUCCAAGGCGGGCAGUAGCCGAAGCAGUGGCCGGGGGAGAGGUGGCAAGCAGCCCAUCUCUCGAGUAGAUACAACCACUAGUACUGAAGCCACAGCCGCACCUCCGGCGCAGACCAAAGGGAAGGGCAAGGGCAGGAAGCGUACUGAGGUACCGGCCGAGAUAGACAUUGACGCGCCUCGUGUAACGCGCCGCACGACUCGUUCGGGGCGUUAG